CAUAACUCCCCAGCGUCACGGUGAUGUUUAUAUCUACAACUGGCCGGCAGCAGCUUCUUCAUCUUCAGUCAGUCAUCGGCACAGUCAGCCACACCAGCCACAUCAAUACCAUCAUCAGAGUCACCCACAUUCACAGUCUCAGCAGCUUUACAGCAACCAAAGUAUAUACCAGAACAUAUCCAUGAUGUCGGCGGCGGCCGCAAACGGCAGCGGAAAUGGCAGCGAGUUCGAAACUUACGAUACACCAAAGCCGGCCACCCCAGUCAAUUACGAUUGCCCCAAGAACGUGUGUCGCACACCAACGCAACUGCGCUUCGGCGAUAAUAUGCCGCUAAACAUGAAAGUCUGCUCGACGCCUAUUCAAGAAGAGUCCUACGACGUGCCUCGUCCACUGCAGACGCUCGUCCAGCAUCAAAGUACACUGACGCCCAGCAGCUCCAAUUCAUCGCUGCUUACCAGCGACAGUCUGAGUCUAUCAUUUUCAUCGUCGAAUCGUUCAUCGUUGGCGAAUAUGCCCGACUACGAUGUGCCGCGUCGUAAUCCGCUGCCGGUUCGUGCGGUUCAACAACAACAGCAACUACUGCUUCAGCAAAGGCAUCAAUCGGUGCAGUUUAUCAAUGGCAACUGCUCAACCUACGACUUUCCGCUGCCGUCAAAUCUUUCCACACCGGUUGCGGAGAAGUCCUCGCCCAACGCUACGCUGCUGGCAGCAGCCGCUUCGAAGGAGUUGCCAUUGGAGUUGUCCUCAGCGCUGCACACCCUCGAUAAGCUACAAUUCGAAGCAACAACAGCAAUAACAAAGUUGCUGUCUUUUGUCACGCCGAAUUGGCGUCUACGCGAGAAACUUGAACCGGUAUUGAUGGAUGUUAAAUUAACCGCUGUUCGCUUGCGCACCGCUCUACAUGACCUCAGCGAAUUCGGUGAAGGCGCACUGGGCAACGCUACCCGCUCGGAGGAUCGCAACUUGGCGCUCAAAUUGAGGCCACAUGUGCGGGCCCUGCGUGAUGCUGACAAACUGAUACACGACACCACCGAGGCACUGGACGCACAAAGCUGGGCAAUCGAGCAACUUACGCGCAACGACGAGAAGUUCAAGACCUUCUGCAAACCGCCCGACAGCCUUGACCAGCUCAUUGCAUGCGCGCAAACCCUCACUGAGGAUGUACGGCAAACAACCUCCUUCAUACACGGCAACGGCUCACUGCUAUUCAAACACAGUCUGAGCGAGGGUGGCGAGGAAGAGGCGGACAGCACGAAGGCUGAAAGCGCUGCGGAAGACCAAAAUACACCAAAGCGAGGCAGUUCAGAGUGGGUGGAAGACUACGAUUACGUUUCUUUUGAGUCCAAAGAUGCCGCAGCGAAAAAGAACUCGGCUUUGCGUGAGGCAAUACCGGCAAAUUUGAAAAAGAAUUUCGACACGGUCAUCAAAGCAGCCGAGACAACGGUUAUGGCCGCUUCCAAUGUGAUGACAACACCGGUAAACAACAACAACGCAAACGCAAAGAAACAGGAGCUCACGCAGAAGGACAAAAAGUUGGUCUGCUAUUACGCGGUGCAAAUAUCCACACACAUGGGCAACUUGCAGCAAGCGAUCGACUCUUUUCUGGAAACUGUCGAGAAGAAUCAGCCGCCGAAAUUUUUCAUUGCCUACGGCAAGUUUGUGGUGGUGAGCGCGCACAACCUGGUUACCAUUGGCGACAUUGUGCACCGCAACGUCUCUAAGCCGGAACUGCGCGAGAAGAUUUUGCGCUACACAGACGCGCUGUCCGAGGCGCUGAAAACGUGCGUGCAAAAGUCAAAGAAGGCCGCAGCGCAAUUCCCCAGCGUCACAGCUGUGCAGGAAAUGGUUGACUCCGUGGUGGACAUCAGCCACUUGGCAGCCGACCUGAAGGUGGCCAUGUUGCAAGCCGUACAGCUAAGUCUAUAAAUGGGCUGGACACGAAUUGUGUUGCAUACUGCUAGCCUACACACAUCGGUAUACAUACAUACAUACAUAUGUAUGCCACUAUAUACUGCAUAUUAUGGAAGGACCGCAAAGCAACACAAAUUUUUGGCAUUUGUUUUUGUCAAAGGCUUCAAAAGUCUUCCACCCCUUAGAGCAGAAAUCCGAGAGCUAAUUAAAACUUAAAAGCGCUGUUAAAUAAAUAAAUGAGCUUCAAUGCUUUUUGCUUCCAGCAAUAAAAUAUUGUCCAAAAUAUUACGCACAGUGGAGCUAAGGGACUCGUAUCUAAAGGAAAUUUAAGCACAUAAGAAAACUUACAUAAUCAACUGGCGCUGACUGCUCGGCACAAUGCCGGAAAC
Rhagoletis zephyria (snowberry fruit fly) is the source of this 2301-nucleotide messenger RNA. Its product is annotated as breast cancer anti-estrogen resistance protein 1-like. Lineage: Eukaryota; Metazoa; Arthropoda; Insecta; Diptera; Tephritidae. The record is from RefSeq and is a predicted model, not a curated record. Gene Ontology annotation, cellular component: plasma membrane; cytoplasm. Gene Ontology annotation, biological process: cell migration; cell surface receptor protein tyrosine kinase signaling pathway.